Molecule: messenger RNA, 1451 nt
Organism: Annulohypoxylon maeteangense
Lineage: Eukaryota; Fungi; Ascomycota; Sordariomycetes; Xylariales; Hypoxylaceae
Product: TPR-like protein
Exons: 1
Coding region: 152-1411 (419 amino acids)
Biological process (GO): protein folding
Molecular function (GO): Hsp90 protein binding
Source: RefSeq, a predicted model, not a curated record
UCUAAAAUUCAUCAAGGAUUCAAGGUCAAUACUAAAUUCCAAGACGUUAUUAGACCAACAUCUAAUAACGCAAUAUUCAACUCAUUAGUAAGCUAUUUUAAAAAGGAGUAAAGAGACCUAUACAGUCGGGGCCGAGAAAAAGUGGACUAAAAUGUCCGUUGAAGAGAUCUCAGACGAGAUCGCAGAUCGCCUCAAAAUCUCCGAAGGGGAGGACAGCAAGUCUCAGUCUCAAGAAGGAACACCACAACAACCUUCAUCACAAAAUGCCCCAACAAUAGCACCACUAGUCAUGUUCCCGGCACUCUCACCCGGCCGGGCCAUGACCGAAAGAAAAACAGUCGACGAGGUCGUCGCCGAGCUAAAGAAGACCCCAUUCUUCAUGACGGAGCUCGAAGAAAACGACGACACCGAAGCCCUCAAAGCGCUCGCGUACGAGGGAACCCCCUUCGAAGUGGCCUCGGAAUUCAAGGAAAGCGGGAACGAAUGCUUCCGCGUAAAGCGGUGGGCCGACGCCAAGGAGUUCUACACGAAAGGCGUGCUGGUGCUCGCGGCCGAGGAGCGCAAGCGCGCGAAGGGAGAGCCGCAGGACCCCGACGUCGUGGUUACGGAAGACGAUAUCAAGGCGCAGAGAGGCGUGCUCGAGUCCCUGUACGUCAACCGCGCGGCGUGCCACCUCGAGCUGCGGAACUACCGCAGCUGCUGGCUCGACGGCGCCGCGGCCCUGCGUCUUAACCCUAAGAACGUAAAAGCGUAUUACCGCUCCGCACGGGCGUUCCUGGCUGUUGGCCGGAUCGAAGAGGCGGAUGAUGCGUGUGCGAGGGGGCUGGAGAUUGAUGAGGGGAAUAAGCCGUUGAAGGGAGUAGCGCAGGACAUCGUCACGAAACACGGCGAAAUCACGGCGAAGCAGAAAAAGGAGAGCGAGAGGCUUGCGAAAGAGAAGAGGAGAGAAACCCUCGUGAAAGCGUCUCUGCAGGCGCGGUUUAUCAAGACCAGGACUACGGCGCAGCCGCCUGAGAUGGAGGACGCGAAGUUACAGUUGGUGCCGGACCCGGACGAUCCGCGGAGCUCGCUGAGCUUCCCGACGGUGCUGCUGUACCCGGCGCAUUUGCAGUCGGAUUUCGUGAAGGCGUUUAAUGAGAUGGAUACCCUGGCCGAUCAUCUGGCGUAUAUUUUCCCAUUGCCGUGGGAUACGGCGCAGGAGUAUACGCUUGCGGGCGUGGAGUGCUACAUGGAGACGCUGACUGGCGGGUUGGUUAAGGUCGGGAAGAAAGUACCGCUGCUGAAGGCCCUGUCUGGGAAUGUGGAGGUUGUGGAUGAGGUGGUUAGGCUUUUUGUGCUUCCGAAGGCGAAGGCGGCGGCUUGGAUACAGGAAUUCAAGAUAAAGAAAAUGGCGGAGAAGGGGGGUGGUUAGGAACAGAUGUCAACGUAGAUAAAUGGAAAUACAACCAGAG